AAGUAGUCGCAUCCACUCAUAUUCCAAGCCUUCUCGCCGCCGCCGCCGCCGCCGCCGCCGUCGCCAUCGCCGUCGUCUUCCUCCCUCCUCCGAUCAGAUCCACGUACUGCUCGAUCAUGGCGGCAUCGGCAACGACCUCCACCUUAGCAGUAACCAUGUUUGGGUAUCCAAACCGCAACUGUCACCUCAAGCCGCCGGCAACUGCCACUCUCCGAUUCUGGCGGAGCGCGGCGGCGGCGGCGGUGGCGACGUCACGGCGGGAGGCGGAGGCGGAGGAGGCGGACGAGGUGAGGAGGUGCCUGGCGCCGGCGAGGCUUGAGGUGCUGGAGCAGAUGGAGCCGUGGGUGGAGGCGCACGUGCUGCCGCUGCUGAAGCCGGCGGAGGAGGCGUGGCAGCCGGCGGACCUGGUGCCCGACGCGGCGGCGCUCGGCGCCGACGGGUUCCACGCGGCGUGCGUCGAGCUCCGGGGGCGCGCCGCCGGCGUGCCCGACGCGCACCUGGUGUGCCUGGUGGGGAACAUGGUGACGGAGGAGGCGCUCCCCACGUACCAGAGCAUGGCGAACCGGUUCGAGUCGGCGCGCGACGUCACCGGCGCCGACGCGACGGCGUGGGCGCGGUGGAUCCGCGGGUGGUCCGCCGAGGAGAACCGCCACGGCGACGUGCUCAACCGCUACAUGUACCUCUCCGGCCGCCUCGACAUGCGCCAGGUGGAGCGCACGGUGCACCGGCUGAUCGGCUCCGGCAUGGCGAUGCACGCGCCGGCGAGCCCCUACCACGGCUUCAUCUACGUCGCGUUCCAGGAGCGCGCCACCGCCAUCUCCCACGGCAACACGGCGCGCAACGUCCGCGCCCACGGCGACGACGCGCUCGCCCGCAUCUGCGGCGCCAUCGCCUCCGACGAGAAGCGUCAUGAGGCCGCCUACACCCGCGUCGUCGAGAGGCUCCUCGAGGCCGACCCGGACACCACCGUGCGCGCGCUGGCGUACAUGAUGCGCCGCCGGAUCACCAUGCCCGCCGCGCUCAUGGACGACGGCCGCGACGCCGACCUGUUCGCCCACUACGCCGCGGCGGCGCAGCAGGCCGGGACGUACACCGCGUCGGACUACCGGGGAAUCCUCGAGCACCUGAUACGGCGGUGGCGCGUGGCGGAGCUGGAGGCGGGGCUCUCCGGCGAGGGGCGGCGCGCGCGGGACUACGUGUGCGCGCUGCCGCAGAAGAUCCGGAGGAUGGAGGAGAAGGCCCAUGACAGAGCGGCCCAGAUGAGGAAAAGGCCCACGGCCAUUCCAUUUAGCUGGAUCUUUGAUAAGCCCGUGGAUCUCAUGCUGCCCUAAUUAAUUACUUUGUUUUGUGCUAAUUAUAUGGUGGGUAUUGAGCUUCUGGUUGUAGUGGUUUGGUGUGUGUUACCCAAAGUUGUGUUCAUUGUAUUUAUCUACCUCAAACUAAAUAAAAUCAAAUGAUGUAAUGUUCCUAGUAAGGUUGUUCAUCUACUGUUUUUUUUUUUAAAGUUUGAUGAAA
Oryza sativa Japonica Group (Japanese rice) is the source of this 1515-nucleotide messenger RNA. The record is from RefSeq and is a predicted model, not a curated record. Lineage: Eukaryota; Viridiplantae; Streptophyta; Magnoliopsida; Poales; Poaceae.